Molecule: messenger RNA, 3889 nt
Organism: Gymnodraco acuticeps
Lineage: Eukaryota; Metazoa; Chordata; Actinopteri; Perciformes; Bathydraconidae
Gene: abch1
Product: ATP-binding cassette, sub-family H, member 1
Exons: 22
Coding region: 351-2525 (724 amino acids)
Biological process (GO): transmembrane transport
Cellular component (GO): membrane; ATP-binding cassette (ABC) transporter complex
Molecular function (GO): ATP binding; ABC-type transporter activity; ATP hydrolysis activity
Source: RefSeq, a predicted model, not a curated record
UCUUUCCUACCAGCAGGCGGGAGAUUUCCUUGUCAGGUGAGAUGAGGCCGGGGUUCCUCAGCGAGUCGUUCAGGUGGUCGUCCUCCACAUUCUUCAACACCAGUGACAAAAGACACAGGAUGCAAAAUGUCAUUUACCGCUCCAACAGAGUUUCGAUGAAAGAAGAAAUGUCAAACAUGCCUGGGAUGGACGUGUGGAAACAUUUGACCUCUUUCAGGAUGAACCAGUUGGAAACAUGUACGUUCCCUGAGGAAGUGAAGGAGAAGCGCUCCCGAACAAGACCCCUGACAGCGGACACACAAUACUGAAGAGCUCCAGCCGGUGUCUGGUCCCUCCCCCCUGCUGCUGCCAUGGCCGCGGAAGAUGCCGGUCGGGAUGCUGAGACCCCCGGACCUGCUGAAAGCACCGAGAUGGACGAACGGCUGAAGGAGGGGAACAUGAAGGCUGAUCUGGAGGCUUCUCUGCCUUCUGGGCCGGAGGAUUUUGCGAUCCAGUGUCGAGAUGUGGGUCGGUCGUACGGCAAGAUGAAGGUCCUCAACAACCUGAACCUGAGCGUGCCACAGGGACAAAUUUAUGGUCUUUUGGGCCCCAGUGGGUGUGGGAAAACCACAUUACUGAAAUGCAUCGUGGGAACUUUGAAGAUCUCACGGGGUCACAUCAGCGUUUUGGGGAAGCCUCCUGCGUUCCCUGGUCAUCACGUGCCAGGCAGGAUGGUCGGGUACAUGCCGCAGGAGCUGGCGUUGUACAGCGAGUUCACCAUCAGUGACACUCUCAGUUUCUUCGGCCGAAUCCACGGCCUGACGUCGAAGGAAACCAAGGCUCGCACGGAUUUCCUCAUUGACUUCCUGGAUCUACCUCAGAAGCACAGCCUGGUCCGAAACCUCAGUGGCGGUCAGAAGCGCAGAGUGUCUCUGGGUGCGGCGCUUCUUCAGAACCCCGAGCUGCUCAUUCUGGACGAACCCACCGUGGGAGUGGACCCUGUGCUCAGGGCGAAGAUCUGGCAGCAUCUGGUGGAGAUUGUGAAGACGGGGAAUGUCUCUGUCAUCAUCACCACACACUACAUCGAGGAGGCCAGGCAAGCCAAUGUGGUGGGUCUCAUGAGGAACGGCCGUCUGCUGGCUGAAGGAACUCCAGAAACUGUCAUGAAGAUGCACAACGCCGCAACGCUGGAGCACGCCUUCCUGCGUCUGUGUGAGACGUCGGAUCAGAUGGGCUCUAAGCAGGGGGACAGUCCAGAGGGGGGGCCGCUGGAGAACAGCCAAUCAUUCGAGAGCAGACCAGAAGAGAGUCUGCCGAUUCUCGCCGUCGGAGCGGGAACCCCAGAGGAACUUCCGAAAUAUUCAGCGGACUGGAAGGUGCGAGCCAGACACGUUAUGCCCAAGUGGAGAAACAUCGCCGCACUGAUGAUCAAAACAAUGGUGCGGAUGAAGAGAAUGCCGGGCUCGUUGUGUUUCCAGUUCCUGCUGCCCGUCAUCCAGGUGUCUCUGAUCUGUGUUUGCAUCGGAGCUGACCCAAAAGGGAUCCAGGUUGCCGUGGUGAACAACGAGACCUCCCCCUCCUCUUACAGCCAAUCACUGCUCUCCUUUCUGGACAACUCCAGCGUGGUCCAGGUGAACUUGAACCAUACAGAAGCUUUUGAAGGGAUUUAUAACGGAGAGUACUGGGGCGUCAUCGGCUUCGGGGAGAACUUCACCAGCUACCUGACGAAAAGGAUGAUGUCGCGGCAGGUUUCUAGAGAAGUGCUCGAUGGAGGAUCAAUACACGUCUGGCUGGACCUGACGAAUCAACAAAUUGCACUGAUGCUGCAGAAAAAAGUAUACGAAGCCUUUCAGUCUUUUGUGGAUUAUAAAUUGGGCAGUAUGUCGUACAUGGUCGCGCUACCAAUAAAGAUGGAAGAGCCGAUUUAUGGCAGCCAACACACAGACUUCUCCACUUUUGUGACGCCCGGAGCUGUUCUCAGUAUCACCUUCUUCCUGGCUGUGGGUCUGACGGCGCUCUCCUUCGUCAUCGAGAGGAAGGAGGGGCUCAUGGACCGCUGCUGGGUCGCAGGUGUGAGCUCUCUGGAGACGAUGCUGGCUCACCUCUUCUCUCAGCUGUUCGUCAUCAGCGUUCAGAUCCUCCUGCUGCUGCUCUUCAUCCUGCUCGUCUUCAAGAUGCCUAACGAAGGCUCCCUGUUUCUGGUGAUAGUUCUGAUCGUUCUACAGGGCGUCACCGGCAUCUCCUUCGGCCUCGUCAUCUCCGCCGCCAUCGACGACGAGCAGAACGCCAACCAGGCCGCCCUCGGCAUCUUCUACCCCAACCUCAUCCUCAGCGGUAUCAUCUGGCCGGUGGAGUGUAUCCCGUAUCCGCUCCGCUACCUCAGCCUCGCUCUGCCUCAAACCUACGCCUCCGAAGCCCUUCGCUGUAUCAUGUACCGAGGAUGGGGUCUCACUCGGAUGAUGGUGUGGCGAGGCUUUGCGGUCACGCUGGGCUGGAACACCUUCUUCCUCAUCCUCGCCACCGUCAUCUUAAGGCUGAGGUCGUGAAGGCCUCCUCCCUGAAAACAUCGUCCACCGAGGGGACAGAGACAACAGGAGGAGCAACCCACCUGUGUGGGGGUGAAGUGGAGGCAGCAGAGGGGUCACAGUGGUGAAAGGGACUCCAUCGGUCCCCCUCCUCCAUAUGUUCUGUCUCACACACAGAAAGCACACACAUCAGAACUGCUGAUCCUGCAACAGUUGCGUUAGCCUGGGGGAGGGAGAUGGCAAGCUGCACGUAAAAGUGCACAAGUUAAAUAUCUACCUGCACAAUAUAAUUAAUAUUCAAUGUAAAUAAGAUCAUUAAUCCUAUAGUUUAUUUCCCUUCUACGUGCAGCUAGUUGGAACUUCUCCCCCCCCCCCCACCAACAAUGGGCCAUGAACCAACUCAGGGUGACUUUUUCAAUUUUAUUUUGCCUUCGCUCUUGAUGCUAACAGAGAGACUUGCUGGUGAAUACACCCUAAGAUUAUGGUUUGCCAUACAGUAUUGGUUGCCUGCCUUAUAUUUGCAUUAUAGAAGAAUUGUGUAUGUAAAUGUGAGAAGGGGUCGCAGCACAAACAAAACAAGUUAAAUAUUCUUUGUUUGCUUUACCAGAAGGACAUUUGAGGAGAGGAUUGUUGUAGCGUCAUGUUUCAAAGUGCUGAUCGCUUCAUAUUGUGCAGGAAAGUCUCCCCGCUCAUCCACAGCAGCCGUAUCUUGUCUUGUUUAAUUUUAAGUCAGAUUUCCGUGUGUCCUGUCUGAUGUGGAAGAAGCAAAUCCUGUUCAUGCGUCACCAGGUGCUCAGCUGAAGUUUAGUUUGGUGGUUUUCUCUAUAACUUGUGUUCUGUGCCUGAAAGAAGGGGUGGUUUGAUGUUGCUGUUAUAUAUUUGUUGUAUCUCCACUUUGCUGGACAGAGUGGACUCAAAGGUCAGGUUAACGCCUUCUGCUUAUCUGCAAAAUGCGUUGUGUUUUUUUACACCCAAGUCUCAAACUGAUCAUGCUUUUUGACAGUUUUGACCACCAACAAACAGUUAAAAGAGUAAAAGCACACAGACUGUUUUGGAUUUUGAAGAGGCUGGGAUGUUGCACUGUGGGAAAAAGGAAUCUAAAAAUGAGGAAUAAAUAUAAAAUCUAGACCACCAUGUAGUUGAAUUACUUUAGGACCAGUGAGUUUGUUUAUAAAAGCUCAAAUGUCCUUCCUUUAUUUACACACAACAAGGAUAUUUUAAACCUGUGGUUCAGUUGAGAUUGUGUAGUUUUUUUCCAGUUAUAAUUGAGUUUUUUUUAUUGAAAUAUAUAUACAUAUAAUUAAUGUAUUGGAAAGGCUAAUUACUUGCAAAAAAACACCCAAAAUAUAAGUGUACUUGGUUGAUAAUAAAUGUAAUCUAUUUAA